Messenger RNA from Ostrinia furnacalis (Asian corn borer), 1220 nucleotides. Its product is annotated as PEST proteolytic signal-containing nuclear protein. The transcript is spliced from 4 exons. The coding region runs from base 135 to 776 and encodes 213 amino acids. The record is from RefSeq and is a predicted model, not a curated record. Gene Ontology annotation, cellular component: nucleus. Lineage: Eukaryota; Metazoa; Arthropoda; Insecta; Lepidoptera; Crambidae. Gene Ontology annotation, biological process: proteasome-mediated ubiquitin-dependent protein catabolic process; protein ubiquitination.
AGUUUCAUGAGUCAUGGCGGCUGAAAAAUAUGUCAAAUGUUGACAAAUCGAUCGAUUUAUUUUACCAUUUUUAUUAUUUGCUUCAUUGAUUCAAUCAAUUGUUCAUCAAUGCUCACAAAAAAAUACUAAGCACCAUGACGGACCGCUACAGUGAUUACAAAGGGUCGUCUCGAUCCACGCGUGAUGAUUCUAGGACGCACCGAGAGAGUGGGCGGGACGGUCGGGACAGGAGGAGGUCGCGAUCGAGGUCGCGCUCUCCGCGAAGACGAUACUCCCCGGAGCCCCGCGGGAGUCGCUACACCCCUGAAAGAUCUUCAAAGAGCCGUGACAAGGAUGAACGCUAUGAUGACAAAAGACAUCCCCAACGCUCAAAUGAUUGGGAAGACUCUGACGAGGAAGUGCCUGCGCCCCCGCCGCCGCCUCGCAUCACUAAAAUCUCCAUUGGUUUCUCAAAACCUAAGGAACCCAUCAAAAUGACUCUAGGUGGUGCUCCAAAGCCCAACAUGGGGAUUAAGAAACCCACAGUUGCUUCUGUGUUCAACACGGAUGAUGAUGAUGAACCAGAAGAGAUGCCAGCAGAAGCUCGCAUGAGAAUGAGGAACAUUGGCAGAGAAACACCUACAUCAGCAGGCCCUAAUUCUUUUGGAAAGACCAAACAAGGUUUCUGUGAUGCGAAAAAAGUAUUUGAAAAGAACUUGAAGGAGGCCCUAGAGACAAAUAAUGACAAAGCUGUGCCGAAGUUCCCACAAACCAUCUACAAGAUAAAGGGCCCUUGAUAGACAUAGCUUAGAGAUUAGAGAGCAGGAUUCAGAUAUUGUUGCUGAGUGUGACUAACAGAUUUAUAUUUACUAUUCUCUCUAACUUUCAGUGUUUCCAGUUUGCACUUAGCUCUUUGUCUGAAUCCUGUAUUAGUGUAUCAUUAUGUGGGGAGUAAAUGUAAACUUGGUUGUAAACAUGUCUGACUAUAAUGGAUCUUAUCAAUUUAAUUUCAAUUAUCUGAAAAAUAGAACUUAAUAAUUUCUUUUCAACAUGUACUUACAUCUUGAACAGUCUGUUUAUAACUUUUCAUUACAACUAGUUGUUAAGUAUGUAGUUUAAACUUUACCACAUGGUUUUGUAAGCCCACAUUUGUUGUGUAGAUUGUAUUAGAUGUAAUUAGAUAACCCAUGCUUCUUAUGUUGAGCAUUAAUCUUUAAACAUGGUUUUUGAAAUCAAAAAUU